CAACACUCUUGGCAGCCACACUGAGAGUUUGCGAAUCCAUCUCAUCUCCCACUCGGCCUGCGCAAAUUAUCGACAACGACCUUCAACCCGGCGUCAACCCUUUCCUUCGACCCUUUCCUUCAUUCCAGCAUCUGCUUGUCACAGUAGCCAAAAUGACGAACAGAGGCAAGCCCCGCGGUUUGAACGCCGCCCGCAAGCUCGUCGCCGCCCGAAAGGAAGGUCGUUGGGCCGAUUUGCACUACAAGAAGCGUCUCCUCGGAACCGCCUACAAGUCGUCGCCAUUCGGUGGCUCCUCCCACGCCAAGGGAAUCGUGCUUGAGAAAGUCGGUGUCGAGGCCAAACAACCCAACUCCGCCAUCCGAAAAUGUGUCAGAGUGCAAUUGAUCAAGAACGGAAAGAAGGUCACUGCUUUCGUCCCCAACGACGGUUGCUUGAACUUUGUGGACGAGAACGACGAAGUCCUCCUUGCUGGUUUCGGUCGUAAGGGCAAGGCCAAGGGUGAUAUUCCCGGUGUGCGAUUCAAGGUCGUCAAGGUCUCCGGUGUCGGUUUGACUGCUUUGUGGAAGGAGAAGAAGGAGAAGCCCAGAUCAUAGAUGGUCUAUGAGUGGAUCAUGGUACGGGAGCAGAACAAGGGAUGUGGACAUGGGGAUUACCCAUGAUUGGGUUCUCCAUCACCGUGCAUCGGACAAAGCAGGCCGCAACAUAGCGGACAAAACCGAAGCAUCUCGAGAUGGAUGACAAGGUUACGGCCACGGCCACGGCCAUAUUUCAAGUGCUGAAAGGGUGGCCAUGGUUCGCCCUCCGAACCUUGGCUGUUUGAUAGACCCUUGAUGUCAGCAAGACUAUGAAUAAACACAUGAAACAGCAACCGAGGUUUGCUAACAAGCUUCUUUGAGUUCACUGUUCAGCCCGAAUAAUGCGUUGCAACUAUUGGUUCCAUCCACGCCUGACUGAGGUCCUGCCGUGGUCAAGACUAUCAAAGCUGAAGCAGGAAGUUUCCCAUCCUUAGGCCAGCGCAGGUACGGUGGUGAAUUCUUAUUGCUCAAUCUCUCAGCAAACGUGUACUUUUGAUCCCAUGCCCUGAUGAAAACUACUCAAUUAUAGAUGCAAAAAGGAAGCCUUGAUCGGACACACAUACUGGGCGGUCGGUGCUCGACAAUAUGGCAAGCUGGCCCGGAAUACUCCCGCAUAACCUCAGUGCAUUACAUCCAUAGCAUCCCGCUUUG
Molecule: messenger RNA, 1226 nt
Organism: Exophiala dermatitidis NIH/UT8656
Lineage: Eukaryota; Fungi; Ascomycota; Eurotiomycetes; Chaetothyriales; Herpotrichiellaceae
Product: 40S ribosomal protein S23
Exons: 3
Coding region: 153-593 (146 amino acids)
Biological process (GO): translation
Cellular component (GO): cytosolic small ribosomal subunit; ribosome
Molecular function (GO): structural constituent of ribosome
Source: RefSeq, a predicted model, not a curated record